UAAUUAUAAUUAUUUUGAAUUUAUAUGACAACCAAUAUUUAAGUCAUUUGUCGUUUCAGACCGUCCAUUCCUGGGUAACUUGAAAGCCAGAUUUAUUUUGCUGAUGACAAGAGUGUUCUGAUAGAAAAUCAAUAAUUCAACUUCGAUCAUAUCUUUCACCCUGGAAAAUAAAUCGAAGUAUUUAAGGUUGCUGCAGAACCCGUAAUCAAAGGUGUGUUGGAGGGAUUCAACGGCACUGUAGUGGCUUAUGGCUAAACAGGAUCUGGAAAGACACAUACGAUGGAAGGCUCAUUUGGUGAGGAUCAGGGAAUCAUAAAAAGAAUGGUUAAUACAGUGUUUGAUUUUAUUGAGGCCAGUCCUGACUAUAUUGAAUACCGAAUCAAAAUUUCAGUGGCUGAAUUGUAUAUGGAAAAAGUCAGAGAUUUGUAGAACAUCAAGAAGAGUGAUUUAAAAAUAAGGGAGGACAAGAAUCAUUCCACAUAUAUCGAUGGAGUAACUGAGACCUCUAUUGCUGACUAAUCUGAAAUCUAUGAAAUUCUGAAGAUGUGCAAUUCCAAUAGGAUGAUAGCCAGUACUAAUAUGAACGAAUAAUCUUCUCGUUCCCAUAUGAUAUUUUUAAUGUCAGUUUAAUCAAUUGAUUAAAGAGAUCAGUCGGCAAAAGUUGGUAAACUAUUUUUGGUUGAUUUGGCGGGAAGUGAGAAAGUGUCGAAAACAGGAGCUGAAGGCAAAAUCUUGGAUGAAGCCAAAGGCAUUAAUAAAUCAUUAUCCGCUUUGGGACAAGUCAUCAACGCAUUGACCGAUGGCAGUCAACAUGUUCCUUAUAGAGAUUCUAAAUUAACCAGAAUUCUGUAAUGUUCUUUUGGUGGCAACAGUAGAACCACACUCAUCAUCACUUGUUCUCCUGCUCAAUUCAAUUUAUAGGAGACUCUGUCUACGUUGAGAUUCGGGGUUCGUGCUAAAGCCAUUAAGAACAAACCCAAAAUCAAUAAGGAACACACUAUCGAAGAGCUCAAGAUUAUUGUUCAGGAGAAAGAGAAGGAGAUCUUGUUAUUACAGGAACAAUUAUCGCAGUAUAAGAAGGGGAUGUUCAUUAGUGAUGAAGACAAGGAGAUGAUUAAGGACAUCUAAGAGGAUAUUCUCCUUGAAUAACCAAAUAAUAGUGAAUAAUUAUUCAAUAUGCAAUAAAUGAUCACAAAAUACGAAUAAGAAAUCGAAAUUUACAAAUAGUAGGAGUUCACUUUCGAACAAAGAGAAUUCGAAUUCCUGAAUAAGAUUAGAUCAAAGGAGGACGAAAUGCAAGAAAGUUUUAAUAUUAUCCUAAUCUAUUAUUUUAGAGAUGCAAGAUUUUCAAACGCAGUUUGCUAAACAGGAAAGUGAAUUUAAAAUAAAAUAAACUCAUUUGUAUAGACUCUUAUCUUAAAAAUUGGGAUGGAUGGGAGAUGACUCUUAUAUUGAUGACGAACAAAUAUUAGUUUUAAUUGAGAACUAUGCUAAAGAGAAGGUCACUUCUAAAUUGAAAUAAAUCACCUAUUUGUAUAAGAAACAUCAUAAGGAUGUCUUGAAUGAGUAGAUUAUGACCUAUUUGACAGAAGACAAGAAGGAAUUCAACAUUCACAGUAAUUUUAGUAAUAAGAAUAAUAGAUGAUCAAUUGGCUGAAUUACAUAGUCAAGUGGCUUAAUUGAAAAAGUAGAAUCUAGAAUUGCAAACCGAUUCUAGCACUUAAUCAUAGUUAUUAGAGACAUUAGAUAAAACUUAGCAAUUAUUGAAUGCUGAAAAGGCCAGAUGCUAAAAGUUAGAGUAUACCUUAAAUAAAAGUAAGUUAUACGUUGUUAUGAAUUUCAGAUAAUAAAAUUUACAAUGAAAAAUGCAAGGAGUUGAAUAAUAACAUUGAAAAAAUGCUAUCAGGAGUUCAUUAAGUGAUUAAUGAGAAGUAGAAAUAUUCUAGGGAAUGUCAAAAAUUAAAAAAGAUUUGUGAUGAAAAGAAUCUAAAAAUGCUGGUACUAUUCUAUAAUCAUUUUGUGUAGAAAUUAUAGGAUGAAAUUAAUAGGCUUGGUGUAGAAAAUCAAAAGCUAUUCGUCAAAUACGAUUAAUUAAAGGAAUUGUAAAAAUUAGAGAAGAGUGCAUAUCUUGACACCUCAGAAGUGAACUCAUCUUUUCGAUAAAAUAAGAAAAUUCACAAAUGUCUAAAAGGAGGCACUAAAAAUUAGAUUACAGAAUAAGUUAUAAAUAAGGAAAACCUAUCUGAUGAAGAAUCAUGAAAUAUUAAAUUUAUC
Paramecium octaurelia is the source of this 2274-nucleotide messenger RNA. The record is from the annotation of a GenBank genome assembly. NCBI's taxonomy places the organism in Eukaryota, Ciliophora, Oligohymenophorea, Peniculida, Parameciidae.